AUGGCGACAAGAAGGACAACGUCAAUGUCCUUGUCAUCGACGGAUGAAUCUCGCUAUCGGAAGGAGGUCCUCCGACUCGAAGAAGCCGAAACCGAAGACAAUAUAGAAGAAAGACUCGUCGCCGAAGCAUCCGAACUCGGGUUAAAGAUACCCGAUAUCCAAAUCGCGGCUUCGCUUGCAGCGACUAUCAAUGCUGGAAUUCUGGAUCUUACUAUACCGGCGCCGCCAUCAGCUUCUUCAUCAUCCACUACUGGCUUGACCCGAAAUCGACCUUCGUUUACUCAUCCCCGGUCAUUUGCGGAUCUUGUUAGAUCGAGUGUCGCAUCCAUUGAUCAGCUUGCUGGCUCAUUAUCAGAGACGACUAUAUCCGACCGCGAUCACUCUGGCAGUAUACCGUCUAUUGACUCAUUAUCGACCCGGCCAACAUCAAUAAGUUCAUGUGAUGUCAGGCUCCUUCCGCCACAAUCAGCUCCCCAUGAGCGGCCUUCAUACUCGCAGUCACCACAGCAGAUUAGUUCACCCAGUUCGCCCACUUCGACGAACACAAGCAUCAGUGCAUUUAGACUUUCUGAUAGGAAACGCUCGAGUUUCAUCAGUGCGAUUGGCCGGCCAUUUCGGAAACGACGUACCCCAUCCUCUGUGAAUUUGCCUCCAAAUGCGCAUAUAAGUUUAAAGAAAAAUAGCGGGGGACGAGCGAAUACCGUCAUUGUGGAGACAAAUCCUGUUAAAACCGUUGAAACCGAGCGCCCGGAAAAGUCGCAAGGGCAGGGAACCUUACAAGUUGAAGUGCCGGUGUUCGAUGAAGCAGCUAUAAAGAGGACCAAGGAAGAUGGGCAACUGAAAAGAUUACUUGAGAAGCAUAAAGCCGAGAGAGCACGAUUUGUGCAAUUCCGAAAUGAGUUGUUGGACUCCUUAAAAACGGCGCAUUUGGCUGUCAUUGCGGAGAAAAGGCUGAGUAACGACCGGAUUGAAGAGGAGAAGAAGGAAUGGAACACUGAUUUCCUUGCACGAAUGGAAGAACGUCAAUUGUCGGUAGAAAUCGACCAGAUUAAAGAAUUCGAAAGAUCAAAAAGAAACUCGCAAACACGGAUCAAGUAUAUGGAAGGAUACGUCAAUACCUCCAGUCCGCCGCAAUCACCUCGUCUUUCAGGUGCUGGAUCGGGAGCUUUUGAGUCCAACUCGAAUGUCGCCCAACAACAAACACUCCGAAUGGUCACUCGCCGACAGAAAGAACAGCUGGCUCAAGAGUAUUUGGAUCGGGAUUCCAUGGAUCGACUGCACGAAGCACGUAUCAAGGUACUACGGGAACGGCAAGAGCAACAAUUACAAGAAACAACAACUCGACUCGAGAGAGAACUCGAUACUUUGAUCAGCAAGAACGCCGAAGCCGUAGCCGAACUCGAACGUGACCACCAGCGUGCAGAGCAAGAGAUGCUUCAAGUCCUCGACGCCAAAAAGAAUCAAAUCAGGCGAAGAUGGAAUAUCGAAGAAGCGAUUCUGCGUAAAAAGCUCGAGGAUCAGACCGGACUACCAUAUGGUCCGUUACCGAAUGUUUCUUUCAGUGUUCCUGAUGAUGAUGAUGAGAAUGAUGGCGAUGCCAGUUAUCGAAAUAAUAAUGACCGUGAGUUUUUGGAGUUGGAGAUACCCCUGUUGGAGAAUCCAUUUGCCAGGAAAGACUCAUGAAAUGGAGUCAUGAAAGCAAUAUAUAUAAAUACAUGGUUUGCUGCUCCAUAUCUUUUUCAUAUAUUCGAUUAUCUUGUUUCAUAUAUCACGAUAUACCCAGGGCGGCAUAUGUCUUUUUUCUGUUGUUAACUUUACCGAAUAUACCUAAAUAUAUGCAUUUUGAUACCC
Messenger RNA from Talaromyces stipitatus ATCC 10500, 1851 nucleotides. RefSeq lists its product as uncharacterized. Bases 1 to 1683 code for a protein of 560 amino acids. The record is from RefSeq and is a predicted model, not a curated record. The transcript has 2 exons. NCBI's taxonomy places the organism in Eukaryota, Fungi, Ascomycota, Eurotiomycetes, Eurotiales, Trichocomaceae.